Messenger RNA from Daktulosphaira vitifoliae (grape phylloxera), 1341 nucleotides. Its product is annotated as RNA-binding protein 41-like. Lineage: Eukaryota; Metazoa; Arthropoda; Insecta; Hemiptera; Phylloxeridae. Gene Ontology annotation, molecular function: pre-mRNA intronic binding; U12 snRNA binding. The transcript has 6 exons. The record is from RefSeq and is a predicted model, not a curated record. Gene Ontology annotation, biological process: mRNA splicing, via spliceosome. Gene Ontology annotation, cellular component: U12-type spliceosomal complex. Bases 70 to 1203 code for a protein of 377 amino acids.
UCAAUUAUUAAACAACUACAAAUAUUAGUUAAAUUUUUUAUUCUUAUUUUGUUAUAACUUAAUUUUGUUAUGGCAGCUUUUCAGAGAAUUAAUUCAAAAAAUUCAUCAAGAUAUUUAAAUCUAACCGAUUUUGAACGUCUUGAGUCUCACGUUGAAUCAGAGGGAGAUUUAUUAAUAAAAAAUUUAGCGUCCAAACAAGUGAAUACAAAUCUUACUUUUGAAAAACAACUAGCUCAAGAGCGAGAUUUUAUCACCAGUCAUGAAUAUGUUCCUAUUACUGAAUGUAUUCAAGGAACAGUUAAAUUACCUGAAUUUUGUUCGAGAGUAGAAGAAGCUAUUGCUCUAGAAAAAUCCAACUCUGAUGAAAAGGAGCUACAUAGUGUAAAAAUUGCUGACUGUUUGAGCAGACAUGAACGAGAGUUAGCACUUUGUGUUAAACCUAAUAGUACUGAAACAAAAUUAUUACAAUUUGCUUUAUUGUGUAGGGGUGAUCAAAAGUCCCCUUUAAAAUCACAUCCACCUGAUCAUCCAAUAAAUAACCUAUCUAAAAUAUUUGAAGAAAAAUUUAACCAUCUUGAUGUAUGUCCAAUAAAAACUUCAAAAACAAUUCUCCGUAAACGUAGACAACUGCUUCAAUCUAUUUCAAAACCUGUCAAUGUACCUGAAAAACCUAUUAAAAAUUUAAAAAGACCAUACUCUUUAUGGGAUUUAAAAGAAAAAUAUUCUGAGAAUCGAAGUUCAAAAAUUUAUUCUUAUGAAAAUAAUAAUACUAAUCAGUGUAUAGGAGAAUUAAAAAUUGAAAAUAAAUCUCAUUCUAUUCAAAAUAAAAUCCCAGUUAAUGGACAACAUUUUAUAGCAAGCCGCUUACUCUCAAGCUAUACUAAUAACUUUCCAAAAAUUACUCAAGAAGAAAUUAAAUCUUUACCUCAUUUCAAAAACUAUCAAAUUGGUGAUCCUUCAAAAAUUCUUUAUAUUAAAAAUAUAGCUAAAAAUGUAAAUGAAAAACAUUUAAUAUCAAUUUUUGAAAAAUAUAAAGAAAAACAGGCUCAAAGUAUUAUUUACCGAUAUAUGAAACAAGGAAGAAUGAAAGGCCAAGCAUUUGUUGAGUUUGAAAAUUUUGAAAUUGCUCAUCAAGCAUUACACGAGAAUAAUGGUAUCAUAGUAGAAGGAAAACCAUUAGUUAUAUCAUUUGGAAAAAAAUGAUAGCAAUAAGGAAAGGUUUUACUAGUUUUAUAUUUCAUUAAAAUUGAAUAUCAUUAUUAUAUUGAUAUUAAUUACAUUAAUAAUAAUACCUAUUAUGUAUUAUCAGCUUAAAUAUUAUAAUAAAUUACUAUAAAUUAA